Homo sapiens (human) is the source of this 10859-nucleotide messenger RNA. It is a transcript of the gene OTOGL, whose product is annotated as otogelin like. Bases 1101 to 8027 code for a protein of 2308 amino acids. Gene Ontology annotation, biological process: L-arabinose metabolic process. The record is from RefSeq and is marked reviewed. Lineage: Eukaryota; Metazoa; Chordata; Mammalia; Primates; Hominidae. Gene Ontology annotation, molecular function: alpha-L-arabinofuranosidase activity; extracellular matrix structural constituent. The transcript is spliced from 63 exons. Gene Ontology annotation, cellular component: extracellular region; extracellular matrix.
AGACCUUCAGAUAAAGGAGCUCUCGAAAUACAACCCAUAAGGAAUAAAGCCAUAGCCAGUGCUUCCCUGGGUUUGGGGAGUCAGAGGUUACAGGAAGGAUUCAUGGAAUCCCCAGAAGGCUGGAAGAUCAGGGUUGAGACAGUCGGAACCAAGGAAGCUCUGGAAACUUAAGAAGUAGGAGGCACAGCAAGUCUCACGGCAAGAAGAGCUUGAUAUGAGUACUAUUGGCUAGAGAAGUUUAGUAACUUUCCUGAAGUUUUACAGAAGAUAAGUAUAGAGUGGGAACUCAAAACUAUUUCUGUCUGAUUCCAAAGCCCUUUUAAUAUUUUGUAUUGCUUAAGUAGCAAGAAUAGAGUUUGUAAGAACAUACAAUAUCAAUAAAUGUUUCAUGUCCUUCAUCAUUAACUACUCCAGUUAGUAUCAACCGGGAACUUACUUGGAAUGUACAUUCUCUGCCCCCUCAACAGACCUACUGAAUCAAAAACUCUGGAGGUCAGGCCCAGAAAUCUGUCUUUUGGCAUACUUUCCAGGUAAACAGAAUGAGAAAUGAAACUUAAUCCAUGCAGCUAAGACUCAUCUCUGCUACUUCAUACCCUUCCCUAGAGGAGCUAAAUGUUUUAGACAGUGACUUUAUAUUACCUUCUCUUUCAUCUCUUGCUGGAGUCUCAAUGAAGGUAUUAAACUAUUAAUUAUGAUUAUAUAUUUUGCAAAAUUUGCCUUGGAUUCAUUGAGAAUCUGCCCAGGUAAUCAAGAUUCGACCACUUACAAAUUAAAUAUUCAUCAUCUGUGCUCUAAAAUGUAAAGAUUGUCUGCUGAUCACUUGGGCCACAACACUUUUCAAGACCAGGGUAAAAUGUUUAGCAUUCUGGUGUUUUUUCUUAUCCAUUGGCCUAAGGAAGAUAAGAGAAACAUGGAGCAGCCCAGGAUACAACCUACAGCUUAGAGCUAAACUCAUUCAAGCCCAGACUAGGCAUGGAUAUCAAGCAUGCCUCUGAGUAAAACAAAGAGAAUCCAGUCUUUGACCAAUUGACCAAACAAGACCCAAGCAGCUGGGAAGUUUGUCAAGUCUCAUAAGAAUGAGGGGGAAAGGCUACACUGAAAUGAACAUUGUAAGAAAACUCAAUUUAAUGAUACCUUGGAGUAUAUUCUUGCUUCAUGUACUGCUGUUUUCAUUACAAGAAUAUAUUUGUGCAUCGUCUAUAUUGAUGGGAACAUCAAAAAACGGGUUUAAUGAAAAUCGACAGAAAAGAGCUCUUUUAGCAGCACAGUUUGAAGCUACUUCUCCGAGAUACUUUUUCCAUGAUGCUAUUAAUUGGGGUGAGAGCAAAAUAAAAGGUUCUUGUCCUUAUGAAUGCCUUAAUGGAGCUUUCUGUUCUAAGACUGGAACAUGUGACUGUCAAAUAUUUCAGGCUCUUGGGACAAGAUGCCAGAUCAUCCCAAACAUGGGCAACGGCAGAGAUGGGAUUUGUAAAACCUGGGGACAGUAUCAUUUUGAAACAUUCGAUGGCAUCUACUAUUACUUCCCAGGAAACUGUUCUUACAUUUUUGCAAAGGACUGUGGUGAUUUGGAGCCUCGGUACACUGUAUGGGUUCAUAACAGCCCUAAAUGCCUUGGUUCGGUGUAUUCUUGUUAUCGGUCAAUCAGCUUGUUCUUUUCAAACCAAGAGGAAAUUCGAAUUUAUGGUCAUGAAAUAAAAAAGAAUGGAAUCAGUUUAACAUUGCCUCAGACAAUUGGACAGAUUUUCAUUGAGAAACUAGCUGACUACAUUCUUGUGAAAACAACCUUUGGCUUUUCAUUGGCUUGGGACGGGAUAUCUGGGAUCUACCUCAAGCUGUCUGAGGACCAUAAGGGGAAAUCAUGUGGCCUAUGUGGAAACUACAAUGACAUUCAAUCUGAUGAUUUCAUAAUUCUGCAAGAGGACUAUACAGAAGACAUCGCUAUGUUUGCAAAUAGUUGGUCGGUGCAAACUCCAGAUGACACCAAAUGUGUACUCACACCCUCAGAUUUUCCAAAUCCGUGCUCCAGUGGAAUGCCAGCAUUUGAGGCAAUCUUCUUCAAGUGUCAGAUACUGUUGCAGUUUCCUUUUCUGAGCUGCCAUGAGUAUAUCGAUCCAUACUUAUAUAUUGCCAGCUGUGUUAAUGAUCUUUGCAAAACUGAUGAUGAUGAAACCUAUUGCCGAGCAGCCACUGAGUAUGCUAGAGCCUGCUCUCAUGCUGGCUACCCUAUUCAAGACUGGAGAGAUGACUUUCCAGCAUGCACUGAUAAAUGUGAUGAUAGCUUUGUCCAUCGGGACUGUAUCAGUUGUUGUCCACCAACCUGCACAUUUGAGAAGCAAUGUCUUGGGAGCAAUCUCCAUUGUCUUGAUGGAUGUUACUGCCCAGAUGGCCUCGUAAUGGACAAUGGGACUUGCAUCUCCUUGGAAAAUUGCCCAUGCGGUUUUCAUGGAUUAGCUUAUUCAGUUGGUUCAAAAAUUGAACAAGAAUGUACUGAAUGUGUGUGUGUUGGUGGAGUUUGGAACUGCACUGAGCAAGACUGUCCAGUUCAAUGCUCAGUUGUAGGUGAUUCUCACUUUACAACUUUUGAUGGUCGACAUUAUUCUUUUAUUGGCAUGUGCCAAUACAUCCUCGUGAAAGGAACUGGAAAAGAUAAAUUCACGAUUACUUUACAGAAAGCUCCCUGUGAGCAGAAUCUUGGCUUGGUCUGCCUUCAGUCUAUAACUCUGAUUCUGGAGGAUGAUUUUAACAAACAAGUGACCCUUGGUAGGGGAGGACAAAUUCUCACUAGUCCUAACCAAGGCUUCAACCUGAAUGGUAUUGUUGAAAUUCAAACUCUGUCAUCCUUAUUUAUACUUCUAAAAACCACAUUUGGUUUAAAGAUUCUGUUUGCUAUAGAUGGGGAAAGAAUUUAUAUUCAGCUUACUAGCGCAUGGAAAAGAAGAACAUUAGGUCUGUGUGGCACUUUUAAUGGCAACAUAAGGGAUGAUUUUCUUUCUCCAUCAGGCAUGAUAGAAGGUACACCACAACUUCACGCAAAUGCGUGGAGAGUUUCUUCUACCUGUUUUGCACCUGUUCAUGUCCCAGUGGUGGACCCCUGUAACAUCAAUCAACAAAACAUUGGGUAUGCAGCACACUGUGAUGUCAUCCACCAGGAGCUCUUUGCUCCUUGCCACAUCUAUAUUAGCCCUGGGCUGUACUAUCAGCUAUGCCGCCACGAUGCAUGCAAGUGUGGAAGCUCCUGCCUGUGCAAUGCUCUUGCCCACUAUGCCUACCUCUGCGGCCAGCACGGUGUUCCCAUUGAUUUCAGAACUCAGAUUUCUUUCUGUGCUGUGGUGUGCCAGAAGGGCAUGCUGUACCAUCACUGUUCCUCGUUCUGCCUCCAUUCCUGCAUUUCUCUCUCUUCCCCGGAGCAGUGCAGUGAUGACUGUGCUGAAGGCUGUAAUUGUCCGGAAGGCAAAUUCUAUGAAGACACUCUUAACUUUUGUGUACCCAUAUUCCACUGCCGUUGUCAUUAUAGGGGCAGUGUUUAUCAACCUGGAGAGCUCAUCCCCACACCCUCGGGCUUAUGCCAGUGUUCAAAUGGGACUGUGAAAUGUGAUGAAUUAGCAACGCCCUCUGCUGUUCACAUCUGCCCAGAGGGAAAAGAGUAUUUCGACUGCAGGUUUCCUGACCCUGAAUUACCAGCUGGUGGUGUUAAUUGUGAGACUACAUGUGCAAACCUAGCCAUGAACUUCACCUGCACCCCAUCCUCACCCUGUAUAAGUGGCUGUGUUUGUGCUCCAGGAAUGGCAGAGCACAGAGGAAAGUGUUAUGUUCCUGAAAGCUGCCCAUGUAUUUGGAAAGAUUGGGAGUAUCUCUCAGGAGAAGUGAUUGCUACACCGUGUUACACCUGCGUUUGUCGACGAGGAAUGUUCAAUUGCACAUAUUAUCCAUGCCCAGCAGUGUGCACAAUAUACGGGGACCGACAUUAUUAUUCUUUUGAUGGACUAGAAUAUGACUAUAUCAGUGAUUGCCAGGUGUUUUUGAUAAAGAAACAAUCAGGUUUUUUUCUGGAAAACAAAUCUACCUACCAGCUUUGGAAGGCUGGUUACUAUAUAGUAGUAUACUUUCCAGAGAAAGAUAUCACUAUUCUUUGGGAUAGGAAGACAACUAUUCAUAUCAAAGUUGGGCCACAGUGGAAGAACAAGCUAUCAGGAUUGUGUGGAAACUUUGACAAAUGCACUUCAAAUGAUAUGACCACAUCUAAUAACUUGGAAGUGAGAAAUGCUCGGGUAUUUGGAGAUAGUUGGGCAUUAGGACAGUGUGAAAGUCCAGAUGAAACAAUUAAACCCUGUGAGGCACAUCAAAACAAAUUUCCUUAUGCCAAGAAAGAAUGCUCCAUUUUGUACAGUGAUAUUUUUGCUUCUUGUCGCAAUGUGAUUGACGUUACUUCUUUUGCCAAAAAUUGUCAUGAAGAUACAUGUAACUGCAAUCUUGGUGGCGACUGUGAGUGUUUGUGCACUAGUAUAGCUGCAUAUGCAUACAAGUGUUGUCAGGAAGGAAUAUCAAUUCAUUGGAGAUCAUCUACUGUUUGUUCACUUGAUUGUGAAUACUACAAUGAAGGACUUGGAGAAGGACCAUAUAUGCUGGCAAGCUAUGGGCAGAGUGGCCUUGUUCUGGGGGCCAAUAUGACCAGCAGAAGCGUUUUCUGUUUGCCGAGAAGCAGUGUUCAUACCAGUUUAUUUUUUUAUUUUAUGAUCACUCCAGGCCUUUUCAAAGAGAAGGUAUCAUCAUUAGCACUUGUUUCCUUGGAAUCUGCUGAAAGGCCAAACUACUUUCUCUAUGUCCAUGACAAUGAUACUCUUAGCUUGGAGCUGUGGGAGGCGAAUUCAGCCUUUCAUCGGAGAGCAACAUUUUUCCACCAUCAGGGCCUCUGGAUUCCUGGUUACAGUGCAUUUGAGUUAUACAGCAAGAAAGGCUUUUUCAUCAUAUUCACAGAUUCUAGUGUCAAAGCAUCAAAAUAUGAUGAUUCUGAAGAAUUUAAACAUUCAAGUAGCUUCAGCAUAGAAGAAAUCCAGGCAGCAGUGCCUUACAGGAAGAUGUGUGAAUGGAGAUAUGAACCUUGUGCUACACCCUGUUUUAAAACAUGUAGUGACCCUGAAGCACUAGCAUGUAAAUUUCUUCCACCGGUUGAAGGAUGCUUGCCCUACUGCCCUAAAAAUAUGAUCCUUGAUGAGGUCACCCUCAAGUGUGUUUAUCCACGAGACUGUAUACCUGUGAUUCCCACAGAACCAACAUUAAUGCCACCAGCUAAGCCAACUGUGCCCAUGUUUACAGUUUGGGAAAUGAUUACUCCAUCAGACAUCACUGUGUUUGAUAUGCUAACACCAACUACAGGCUUGGAAUGUGAGCCUCAGAAAUUUGAUCCUGUUUAUGAUUGUAGCCAAUACAUAUGCCUUAAUAUGGAAUGGCAGUUAUACAACUGGUCCCUUAAUUGCCCAAAGGACGUGGAAAUGCCUGACUGUGGUUUCCGAGGAAGGCCAGUUCAAGUGAACAGUGAUAUCUGCUGCCCUGAGUGGGAAUGUCCUUGUCGGUGUUCCAUGUUGUCAGAACUGAGCAUUAUUACAUUUGAUGGAAACAACGCAGCAUUAUAUAGCAUGGCUUCUUAUAUCUUAGUAAGAAUUCCUGGUGAAAUUAUAGUUGCUCAUAUCGAAAAAUGUUCCAUGAAUCAGAAUGGAAACUCCUUAAAAAAGCUAGCUCCCUCUGGAAGAAUCUCUGGACUUUGUUUUAAGAAGUUAAAUGUGACAACACCCAUACAUAAAAUAAUUGUCAAUCGGUUGGCAAGAAAGGUAGAAGUGGAUUCCAUUGUUGUGCCUUUGCCCUUUUCAAGUCAGGAACUGUCCAUAGAGGAUUCUGGUUCAAUGUAUGUAAUUACUACUCCAGCUGGACUAAUCAUAAAGUGGUCUCAUCUUACAGGAAUCAUAGACAUUCAUUUUGGCUUCCGAUUUAACUUGUCAUCCUACACAGAAGGACUCUGUGGAAUUUGCAAUGAAGAUCCGGAUGAUGAUCUAAGGAUGCAAAAUGGCACAAUUAUUACAAAUAUGGAAGACAUAGGAUUAUUUAUUGAGAGCUGGGAAAUUGAGAAAUCAUUUGAAGUAACAAUGAGAAGACCUGUUAGGAAUUGUACUGAGCAUGAUUGCAGCCAGUGCAUUGAUUUAUUAAAUAGAAGAAUUUUCAUUCCAUGUCAUGAUAAAGUUUCACCGGAAGACUUUUGUGAAAAGAUGUGGAUCAAUUAUACCUAUUUUUGGAACUAUGAAUGUGAUGCACUUUCUGCAUAUGUGGCUCUGUGCAACAAGUUUGAUAUCUGUAUUCAGUGGAGAACACCUGAUUACUGCUCCCUGAGUUGCCCAGAGGGGAAGGAAUAUCAACCCUGUGUGCGACCUUGUGAAGCAAGAACAUGCCUGAACCAAUGGUUCUAUGGACACACUUCCUGUUUGAAUCUAAGAGAAGACUGUGUGUGCAAAGUUGGAACUAUUCUUCACAGGCCACAUUCAGCCCAGUGCAUUCCAGAGAAAGAGUGUGCAUGCACUGAUAGUGAAGACCAACCCCGCACUGCUGGGGAGAUUUGGAAUGGGGGCAUUGAUGAAUGCACUCUAUACAAAUGUUUGGAGAAUGGAAGCAUUAUCCCUAUAGAACCUGACUGUGAUGAAGAGCCCACGCCAGUUUGUGAACGAGAAGCUGAAGUUGUCAUGGGCAUCAUUGAUAAAUGGACCUGCUGUUCAAAGGAAGUUUGUGGAUGUGACACGACUUUGUGUGAAACUAGCAUUCCAACAUGUACAAAUAGUCAAAAAUUGAUUGUUGGCCACAGUCCUCUUUCUUGCUGUCCACAGUACAAAUGUGAAUGUGACCCAUUGAAAUGCCCCAGUAUUUCAACACCAGAAUGCAGAGAAGAUCAAUUCAUGAUUCAAGUUCGACAGGAAGAACCUUGUUGUUUUUCCCCUUUUUGUGUUUGUGAAUCUUGCACCAAACCUGUUCCACUAUGUCAUGAUGGGGAAUUUCUCACAGUAGAUCUUAAUAGCACACACUUCUGUUGUCCUCAGUAUUACUGUGUAUGUGAACCAAACCUUUGUCCUAUGCCAUUACUCAACUGUGCAGAAGAUAUGAAUCUUGUGAAAGAAAAUGUAUCUGGUCAAUGUUGCCCAACAUGGCACUGUGAAUGUAACUGUGAAAACCUUAUUAUGCCAACUUGUGAAGUGGGAGAAUUUACUGCAAUAGACCAUAACUUCCAGAGUGAUUGUGGAUGCAUACAGUAUCUCUGUGAAAAGGAUGAUGUGUGUGUAUUUCAAGAAGUAUCAGUAUUGAAUCCUGGACAAUCCAUGAUAAAGUAUUUGGAAGAAGACUUUUGUUAUGCUAUAGAGUGUCUGGAAGAAAAAGAUAACCAUACGGGCUUUCACACUCUGAAUUUUACACUGGUGAAUUGUUCAAAAAAAUGUGAUGUUCACCAGGUAUAUACUCCAUCCCCAAGUGAUUAUGGUUGUUGUGGUACCUGCAAAAAUGUAUCCUGCAAAUUUCACAUGGAAAAUGGAACAUCAGUUGUAUACGCGGUAGGGAGUACCUGGCACUACAAUUGCACCACAUAUGAAUGUGUUAAAACUGAUGAAGGAGCAAUAAUUCUGAACUACACAAUGGUCUGUCCCCCUUUUAAUGAGACUGAAUGCAAAAUGAAUGAAGGGAUUGUGAAGCUUUAUAAUGAAGGCUGUUGCAAGAUCUGCAAACGAGAAGAAAGAAUAUGCCAGAAAGUGAUCAUUAAAUCGGUCAUAAGGAAACAGGACUGUAUGAGCCAAAGCCCUAUAAAUGUUGCAUCUUGUGACGGCAAAUGCCCAUCAGCUACCAUAUAUAACAUCAAUAUUGAAAGUCACCUAAGAUUCUGCAAGUGUUGUCGUGAAAAUGGAGUACGAAACUUGUCUGUGCCUCUGUAUUGCUCAGGAAAUGGCACUGAAAUUAUGUACACUCUCCAGGAACCCAUAGACUGUACGUGCCAGUGGAAUUAAACCCUUGGGUUCCAAGAGCUCUAUACAACAUCAUAACGUCAGAUAGAAUUAACUUUUAUUGCUAUUACUUAGGCAUGUGGCAGAUUUAUGCUGUUUAACAAUACUGUAUUUUUCAGACUUGGAAUGUGGAAAUUUAGCAAUUUGUACAAAAUAUAUACAGUUUCAAUAGCAAAAUUAAAUUUAUUGCUUUACUCUAUUUUAGAAAAUCAAAUGACUGUAAGUUGUUCAGCUGAAAUGCUGUUAUGUAUUUAAUUACAACUUGGUGCAGAUACAGUAUAUUCUCAUCAACUGGAAGGUUAUUUUGCAAAAUUCCUUCAAUUUCACUCAGUAGCUCUUUUUUUCUUAAUUUGCAAAGUCUGCUAUAGCUAUCCAAAUUAAGGUACCCUUUAAUAUGUACUCCUUAAUCUGGUAAAUGUGAUCAGUUAAAAUUGUCAUCUAGAUAGCAAUAAAGAGUGAUAUGCUUAGAGAUAGAUAAUGGAUUAUUUAAAACCUGAAUGGUUUAUAGAGAAGUCAUUAUAAAUUCCCCUCAUUUUGCAGGUGUAACAGAUAACCAGAGAAGCUGUGUGACUCGUACAAAUUUAUUCAGUGUAAUAAUAUAGUAAAUUCAUGUUAACAGUUGGAUUAAAUCCUAGCUCUCUCUUAUUCCAGUACUAUAUCACUUUUAAAAUCCUGAGCAGUAUGUAGUAAGAGUAUAUCACAGAAUCUUUCAUUCUUAAAGAGUUUGCAUUGGAUAGAAUUAAGUAUUUUAAGUUUAACAUAUUUGAAAAAUGCCCCCCAUACAUUGUUAUUCCAAUAGUAAGGAGCAGGGAAAUAUAGCAUCAUUUGCUAAAUAGAGGAGAUAGAUCUUGAACUGUUAUUUUUUAUAUAAUUAAAACUGCUAUUAAAUGUGUUGUCAGUAUUUAACAUUUAGUUACUGUCUCAUUAAUAUUUAAUUUUGAGGAUGUACUUGCAUACUGUUGAAGUUGAGUGCUGUUUUGCUGUUAAUGCUGCUGCUUUGCCAAUGAAGAAUGAAAUAAAUUUAUCUGAAUGUAUCAAUAACUUUAAAAUGGAAUGCUGCACUUUUAAAAUAUGGUAGAUUAUUGACAUUUGCAAGAAGAAUGUAUUGAGGUCUUUGGAAAUGCCCAAAUUCUUUGCCACCUAUAAUUAAAAAUUGUCUGAAUUUUCUCCUCAGUAUAAAGGAGUGAAUGCCCUACUUAGUGUAAUUGUAUCAAGUGAAGUCAAACAUCAACAAAAGAACAGUAAAGUCUCAUUGCAAAGCAGAUACUGGGCCUCAAGGGUGGGCUUAGGCUUAAACUAGAUUAUCUGCUUUCAUAUACUAAUGUUUUCAUUUCAAAAUCAUGUGUCCCCAAAAUAUUGCAACUUACUGAAUAUUUUAGAUCUCUUGGGUUACUUAAAUAUGUGUGAAAAAAUCAACAUUGCAUCUGCAAAUCCCAGUGUUUACUGUAUAUGCAAUUGAUUUAUCCUGUUUGUGCUUAAUAUAAGUGUUCCUGAGAUGUUAACAUUUCAAUAUUCUCUGAUUCCUAUUAACAUAUAGAUAUAUAAAAUUAAAUGUUUUUGGUUAAAAUAUAUUAAUAUUUCACUUAAGAGAAAAUGUUAUGUAUUUCAAAUAGAAGUAACUAAUGUUGUAUAUUAUCUAUUGCCCAUUUUUAUUUCCAUUUUCUGUAAAAUAUUCAUUAUUAAAAAUAUUAAGUAAUCUUUAAACCUAUUUGUGGAGAAAUGGGAAACAUUCUCCUAGAACUUUAUAAACAUUCAACAAAUACAGCAAAUAAGCAUUUAGGGCCUACAUGUGCCAGGCACUAUUAUAAACUCUUGGGACACAGGCAAAACUAAACAGACACAGUCCUAACUCCCUUAAUUCUUAGAGUCUAGCAAGAAAGCAGGCCUUAAAUAGCCAUACAUAUGAUAUGAGAAUGUCCAGAAAGAGAUCCCAAAACUUAUUAGAAUGUGGCAUAUCAUAAAGAUGACUCUGAAAUCAGUGGAAGAGUGCAAAUUAGCUCUUAAUAAAUGGUGUUGGGACAACUGAAUGGUUACGUAGAUAAAGAAAAAUUUGAAUUCAUACAUCCAUUGACAUUAGGAUAACCUCCAAAUGAAUCAGAGAUUUAAAUGUUAAAAAACAAAAGAAGAUAGGAGUUACAAAAGAAAAUAGGGAAGAAAUCUUAGAUUGGGGAGAGCCAUUCUAAUUGUGACUCAGUAUCCAGAUACCCCAAAUAAAUGAUUCAUAGAUUUAACAGUUAGAAAACUGAAAACAGACAAAUUCUGCUUGGUAGAAAAAAGUCAAAAAAAGAUAAAAGCAAAGAAACAAUAUUUGUGACAUAUCAGUGACACAGUCUAAUCCUCCUGUAUGUAAAGAACUCUUGAAAAAAAUAACAAAAGGAAAAAAUUAACAACCUGAUAGAAAAAUGAGCCAAAGAUAUAAACUGAUAGUUGAAAGAAAAAUAAGUAAGACUAGUGGAUCCUUUAACAAAAAAGAUAACUGAGCACACUUCUAGCUAAUAAAAAAUAUUUCACAUUCAAUCUACAGAAAUUCAAUUUCUCACCUACCAGACUGGUAAAAAACCAGAAGUUUAAUGAUACUUUUAUUUUUUAAGGCUCUGGGAAGAUAAGCACUCUCACAUGUCAUUGAUGGUAACACAAAAUUGUAGAAAUCCUAGGGAAAACCUAGAAAUGUAUACUAAUAUUAGAAGUGAUUUUUGGUUUGACCAAACUGCCUAGAAUAUAUAUGCCGUACAAACGCCUGUACAAAUACAAAGUGGUAUUUGUGAAGGUUAUUAAUUGCAGCAUUGUUUGUAAUAGAAAAAAACCAACAAUAGUUGAAUAAACUACGUUAAUCCA